UACCCAUUUUAACCAAUAAUGUUUAAUUCAAGGUGACCCGAUGCUAGCAACAGAACCAUUACGAAUAGUAAAUUUUUCCUCUUUCGUGAAUACAAAUUUUACAACACUUGCGUUAGAAUUUUCGAAGUGAAAAUUUAAUUCCUCGGCGAGUGCGAAAAAAUCACGUUAUUCAUUCUACAAAGCUCAUGGCUUGAUCAACAGUGAAACUACAUGAGUGAACAUGAACAAAAUAUUUCUAUUGACUGUUUUAUGUCUGGUAAAGGGGUCAAAGGCCCUGCCAUUGCCAAGUUUGAUCGAUUCGACUACAUUACAUAAACGUUUUGAACCUAGAGAUCUCACCUAUGAUGUAACUUUCGGAUUGCUUGGCACAAACGAGAAUGAUGGUGCGAAUUUGAAUCCAAAUAUUAAAAUUGCCUCAAAUAUUCACGAUCCGAAAACUGAAACUGUUAAGAGUCUAUUACAAGCUUUAGAAGAAGAGUCUGAACAUGCUGAUAGUGAACAGCAGGAAAACAUCCUGAGUCUCAUUCAGGAUUUUAAUAACGUAUUAGUUUACAGUCCAGCAAGAUACGCUAAAAUUCUUUUGAAUGAUGUUUGGCAUACAGUCGAUAUGGGAGCUUUUGGUACGUCACAAAGGAUGAGAGAAGUAAUCACCACUGAAAGUUUCAUAAACAAACUUAAACAACUUUUAUGGCAGAUAUUGCAACUGGUCUAUGAUUAUUUCUCUCAAGAGAUGAGUAAAAAACCUACAUCAAAAAAUAAAGCAGGCUCACCUGACCAUUCUAAGGAUGGCCAUUUAGGAUCAGAGAGUGGCUCAGAUUCAGGAAUAAUGAGUCCAGAAUCUGAUAGUUCCAGAGGUUCUGGGUCAGGUUCAGACAGUGGUUCUGAAGAAAGUGGUUCUGUUGGCUCAUCCCAGAAUGGUUCUGCAGGAAGCAUUACAUCUGAUUCAUCCAAAAGUGGACAGGGAAGAAGUGGUUUAGGAUCAUCAGAACCUGGUUCCCAAGAAUUAGGAGAAAAAGGCAUAUCAGGUAGAAUGCCAGGUAAUGUGUCAGGUAGCACACCAAGUGACAUGUCAAGUGGCAGUCCAGGUGGUUUAAGCAAAGCUGGAUCCAUGAAGUCUGAUGGUUCAGACUUGUCCCAUCAUGAUUCUAGUGUGUCUUUGAUAUCUGGCUCCUAUGAUGGAAAAUCUGAUAGAGGUAGGUCUUUACAGUCUGGUAGGGGAGAAUCAUCAGCUGGUUCAGGUAUGGGUUCAGACAUGGGUAACCAGUUAUCUGUAGAUGGUUUAGGAAAAUCGGGUAAAAGGGAAUCCAUGCAAUCUGGUAGCAUAGAAUUGCCAAGGGAUAUUCCUUCAGAUGACAAUGACUUGAGAACAUCAAUAUCUGGAGGUGUACAAUCUUCAGGGAAGUCAAACGGAUCUUACAGGUCAGAACUAUAUAGUGGACAUUUUAAAGAAAGUGGGUUGUCUGGAAUGCAACAGUCUGGCGAAUCAAGUGGAUUUGAUUCUGAUAGUGAGUUAUCUGGAAUGAAACAAUCUUCAGGGGAAUCAAUUGGAUCAGCUGGUAGCCAGUCAGCUUCAGGUGAAAAUGAAAUGAGUGAUUCAUUGGAAAGAAAACAGUCUUGUGGUGAGUCGGGUAGGUCUGGGUCUGACAGUGGAUCAUUCAGUGUGGGUAAAUCAGGUGAGCCUUCUUUCAAGGAUAUGGGUGAUAGGAAGAAAAUUGAUGCUAUAGAUGAUUCUAGUAAACAUGAUGCUAUGCAAAUCAGUAGUACAACAGAUGAUGUCCUCCAUAAGUGAAAAUGUCUCCUUAAACUUUAAUUUGUUGUGUUAAUUGUAAGUACCUAACUAUAGUUUAACACCAAAUCUUGAAGAAAAAAAUAAUAAUAAUUAGGUACCCAUCAGUGAAUUAAAAAUGUUGUGAAAUUGUGAUAAGUAUGUGAUUUUGUGAAGUACCUAUAUGGUUAUUUAUUUUAUAUGUAAUGGAAUAGCCAUUAUUCAUUACAUUAGAUAUAUCUAUGCCUAUAAUACUUAAUUACUUCUUAAUGCAUACUCACAUUUCAACCCAAUCAUUACAAUUUCAACAUCAUUAUUGAUCAAUUGAUCAUACAUGUAUUUUCUGUGCAGCAACGGUAGACAUCAACAUUUACAAUGGGAAAAUGAUGAAUUACCUAGAUUAUUUAGUAAAUAGGAAUCUUCUGUCUGUAAAGAAGCCAAUCUAAUAAAUUUUUAAUUUUCUCAUUAUUUCUGAUACCUUGAUA
Molecule: messenger RNA, 2250 nt
Organism: Planococcus citri (citrus mealybug)
Lineage: Eukaryota; Metazoa; Arthropoda; Insecta; Hemiptera; Pseudococcidae
Product: hornerin-like
Exons: 8
Coding region: 221-1789 (522 amino acids)
Source: RefSeq, a predicted model, not a curated record